AUGGAUCCGGAUGUUGCGGAUGUCGACGGACUUUCAGCUGAAGCUGCAGAGGAUAUCUCGUCGGAAACGCGACAGCCUGAAGCCGUUGCCCUCGCAACAGGGUACCUGCGUCAGGUUCACGACGGUCAUGGGGUUGGUAGUGCGGUUGAUCCCGAGGAGAGCUCUACAGGCCAGCGGAAACCUGACAAAACAAUCGCGGGUGAGGGCACGGCAAGAUCCGCCGCCGAGACCGCCGAUGAUGAUGUAGUCGCGGAGAAGCUCCCCCCAGAUGACAACGCACCCGAAGGUGGUUAUCAUGUCCAGGCAGGAGAAACGCCAGCUGUUGAUGCUACUGGUGCAUCUACUUCUCCGGAUGCGGCCCAGUUACCAACACUCAACAGCGGUGCGGCCUCGCUGCAAGAUUCGCCUGCUCCCGCCAGCACCACCUCCGUUUCCAGCCAAGGAGGUGGCGGCGAGACCGACGAGGAAGAGCGAAGCUCCACUGAAGGAAACCAGCACGGACAGGCCGAGCCGCACAGCAGCCCCGACGAAGUGGAUAAUUCGAACGACCUGCCGUCCAAGUUGCACCGACUCUGGGGAACGUCUCCCCCAGACCGCGCCGAGGGGCUCGCGGUAUUGAGGAACAUGCUAGGGUACCGAAAAGAUCUUGACGGUAUCCUUUCCAGACAUGUGCCCACCAAGGGCCCUAGAUACACGAGGCCUUUCCAUGGAAACGACUACCGGGCGUCGUCACCAUUUUCCAAUCCGCGCCCAUUCACGGUUGCCACCCUAGCCGGUCGAUUCGCCCCCACCGUAACCAACCCUUCGGAGCUGAGGGAGAGGGUGGGGACGCGGGUGAGGGUGGUGACGGCGGCGGGGUUAAGGGUGGGCCUGGCCCGGCGGGUGUUCGCUCGGGAGCCACUGCUUCCCUCGGACGUUGAGGCCGAGGAAGAGCGGCAGUCCCGCCAACAGCCCGAUGCUUCCCCCGCGCCUGUCGACGUCGAGGACCUCCGCGCGCUUGUGGUGCCCGUGCGCGCCUCCGCUUCGUCUGCGCCCGAGAUGUCCCCGGAAGGGGGGCCGGCGCCAUACCCGUCUAUGGCCGAGGUGUCUUCCGUGAUGUGGUGUGAGUACGACGAGGACGACGAAGAAGGCGGUGGUGACGGAGGGAGAAGGCGAACGUCGGCCGAGAGCAGCCCGGGGAAGAAACGUCUACUCCGGGUUUCCGUGCAGACGCUGGACGGUGACGUCUGCGACGACGAAGACGAGGACUCAGAGAGCGACGACGGCGACUCGGAAACGGACGUCGAAACCGACAUCGAAACCGACUUCGGCGAAACCGAGGAGGGUUCCUUUUUCGAUACGGCGUCGCCGCAGCAGGGACGGGAGAGCACCGGUGCUCGAGGCACCGCUGCUGGUCGCAGCAGAGGAGGAGAUUUGUCGGAGGGGGGGCGGGGGAACGCGGAAGGAGCUAGGCGGACGUCUGGUAUGAGAAACAGUAAGGCUAGGGAGGAGGAACUCGAUGAGGUCGAGUACCAGAGAAAGGAAGAGGUGGCCUCGGUGCUGAGGAGACUGCGAGUGGCUAUUCGACGAAUGGACGGCACUUGGACAGAGGAAAAGGUUCGUUCGAUGGCGAAGCGGGUGGUUCGUAUGGCGGUGAUGACGGCGUCUAAGAGCGAGCUGGUCACCACCACGGCGGCAAGGGGUGCGCUCCGAGGGCUGGGGGACAGGACUCGGCUCAGGCGGCAGCAGGCCCAACGCGGCGGGGCCGGCAGUGGAGACGUUGGAUGGGUGACGGUCUACGUGGGAGUAGGAAGGUGGGGGCCCAACUUUUUCGGCCCUGGGUUUGCCGUGGAGACGCAAGAAAAGUACCGCCUUGGCUGGCUAAGCCUGUCGUCCCAACCGGCCGCAGGCAUGAUGGGAGGCGGGGGGGCAUCGGGAAACGCUCCCGCUUCCGAGCAGCGUCGGGUGGGCGGGGCAGGCGUGCGCCGAGGAGCUUGGGCUGGACGGCGCGGCUUCUUCGGGCUCGGGCGGCGAAGGAAUAGUCAACGGCGAGAGGAUGACGACGAAGCUGGCAUCGAAGGCUGGGUGGGAAGCUUGACGUGCAACUACUGUGAAGGCCAUCCCUUGGGAGACGUACCCAGUGCUGGAGCUUGCGGCGAGCAACAGGGCAUCGCCUUCAAAACCGCAGACAGCGGUAUUCGCAAUUCUCCGGUGGAGCAACAUGCCACCUCUACUGCCGUCCCUCUAAAUAUUUCUGGAGAGGAAGAAGGCGACGAAGUCUUCUCUGAAGCCCGAGGCACACCGGUGACAGUAGCCGAGAGCGACAACGACGACGACCGAACCUCACAAGAGAAUGCCGCGGCACUAGGCAGCAUGAGGACACCCCCAAACAGCACCCUGCCCCGGGAAGCCAGCGGCGGGAGCUUGCGGGUGGGUAGCGGGAACGCGGUUGAGGAGAAAGAGGAGCAAGAAGAGUGGUGCACCGGUCACGUUUGCUUAAGGCUUCGUCCCGACGGGCUAAGAGAGAGGCGGAGGGGCAGCACUAGCGGGGCGGGGAUGGGACUCGGGGGUGAUGCGGAGGAAGGCUCUGAGGAUGAGUCCGGGAGUGAUACCGAUCCUGCUUCCGGUUCGGACGGCGAGAAUCUCGAGGAUCUAGAUGGAAUCGAUGUCGAGGGGGUGAGCGGCAGCACCAUGCGAGAACCUCCCAGCGAAGGCAACGGCCGGACCAACCGCGGGAGCAGAGGCGUACCGCUCUCGAGCAUCACGACGAGCCUAUUCGAGGGAGAGAGGAGGAACAGUGGGGAUCCCUGCGGCGUCUCCUCAGAGAAGAGCUCCAAAUCGCUGGAGGUGUUUGCAUGGGGAGAUAACGCCGGCGGUUGCUUGGGGCUUCCGGCAGACACCUCGGCCGGUUUGCUGCCGCGGGUCCUGCAGCCGUUCGGGCUCCUGCCCGGCGAGAGGGUCGUGGCGGUGUGCUGCAGUGAGAGGCACUCCCUCUUGGUGACGGGUAUGGGAUCGGUCUAUUCCGCCGGAGACGGCACGGAUGGUGCCUUGGGUCUGGGCGGUCGAGAGAGCAGCGACGAGUUCCGCCUCGUCGAGUGGUUUGCAGAACAGAUGCCUCCGCCGAAGGUGUGCCAGGCCUCAGCCGGGAGUGAUCUGAUUGGCUGCCACAGCGCGGCUCUGGAUGCGGACGGGAGGCUCUUCACGUGGGGAGUCGGGGCGGCCACCGGACACGCAUCGCUGAAGCCAGUGCUUCUUCCAAGGGAGAUGGAAACACUAGGCGGUUUCGGAACGGGAAGCGAAGCUCGUGACGCCGACGGCCGGCCGGCGGGCUUGAGGUCCAGAGCGAAGGGGGUGUCUUGUGGGGGAGGCUUCACUCUAGCCGUUACAAACGGUGGCAAGGUGUUUGCCUGGGGCUCGUGGGCGCGGGGCCGCCUCGGCCUGGGAAGGCCUCCCGAACGCACAAUCGGGCGCAAGAAGAAAGUCCCCCGCUUCCAGGGAACGCCUCGAAAGGUCUCCGGUCUUGGGCGGUCGCCGGCCGUUCAGGUGGCUGCCGGUGCAUGGCACGGGAUGGCGCUCACCGAAGACGGAGAAGUGUUCACGUGGGGUCACAACGCUUCAGGCCAGCUCGGAUUCUUGGUCACGCCUUCUCCAGCGAGCCAGCACCGACAGCAUCAGCACCAGCCUGCUACAACGAACACACCUACGGCAGCAACGUCUACGACGAGCCUGUCGGAAAUGCUACGGGCUUCGUGGACGCCGGUCAAGCUCCCCGCUUUCGGAAAAACCUCCGAGCCUCGCGAGAAACUGCAAAGGGCACCGGUGGCGGACGAGGUCUUGCCUGGGGUAGGACGCGAAGAGAGCCUCUUGCGAAAGAUCGUGCACAUCGCCUGCGGACCGGAACACUCCAUCGCGAUCGACUCUGGCGGCGCUGCCUGGACGUGGGGCGCGGAGGGUAGGGCAUGUCUUGGGCACGGGGAGGCCGGCUUCGGAGCCCCUGGUGGAGGAACGGCGGUCGCGGCGGAGGCCAAAGCGAAAGCGAUGGGGCUUGCCGGAGAAGGCGGCGGGACCGACAACCGCCAAACACAAACCUUCAUCCCGCUCUCGCGGGAACGCGAGGUAUCCCGGGCGCGCGCUCGCCGGGCGUUGGCCGGUGGGUGGGCCGUUCCGCGCGAGAUCGCCUCCCUUGCUUCUCCGCCCCCGCCUCCUAAAACGACGGCGUCAAACACCCGCGACACGCGGGAGGGAACUGGGAGGGUGAAGGUAGUCGCCGCCGCCUGCGGGUUCAGCCACACGGCCCUCGUGACCGAAGACGGGAGGAUGUACCUGUUCGGGGAAGGGGCCGCGUUGGCCGGAGGCGACCUUCAAGCUCUGGAAGGGGAAAAUGGAGGCGUUCUCGAGGGGACAGGACUGAGAGAGGCCGGGGGCCUUGUGCGGCGGCGGUGUUCGGAGGGAGGAGAAGAUCAUGGGGGGCUCGAUGCCGUAGCGGCUCUUUCAGCGGUGGCGGGACCGACCCCGGUCCCCAGGGAGACGUGUUCAUCUUGGUUUCCUACCUUGGCGGCGCGGCGGGUGGCGGCGGUGGCCUGCGGUGGGCAGCACGCCUUUGCUCUUCUCGCCGGAGAUCGAAUCGGGUACACCCUAGGCAUGGAUCUUUUUCGAGCAGCCAUGGGCACCGAGCGACACCUUCCGGGUGGCCCCGCAUCAUCAGAAAGAGGCGUCCUUCGUUCGGGGGAAGGGUCCGUGGACGAAGACGGGGAGGGGGCGGUCGGCUGGGCGAGAGGCGGGGUGGACUGCGAGCUCCUCGUGGCCGGGAGCUAUCUCUACGCUCACCGGGUUGUGCUGGCGAGGCGGUCGCCGGUCCUGAGGGACAUGAUCGCCCAGGAAGAACGUCCAGCGAUCAGCGGCGAUGACGGCGACGACGACGGCUUGACCCCUCCUCUGCAGCUACUCCUCCCCGACAUCCGCUUCGACGUCGCCCGCGCCCUCCUGGAGUUCCUCUACACCGGCGAGCUGCGCCGCUCGCUUGACCUGGACUCUCCGCUGCCGUACGACCUGCGAGCGGCGGCCAAGUCGUACGGGGUUUCGAGGCUGGAGGUGUUGUGCACGGAGGCGAUCUCGCUCGGCGCUGACCCUGGGGAGGGCGGCCCGGACGCUGGGUGGGGAGAGGUCGUGCCACCGCCCUCCUUGGCCGGCGAUCUCGGCGAGGCGCUGGGAACCAUGGAGCACGCGGACGUCAAAUUCGUCGCCGGAGGCAGGCCCAUCUACGCGCACCGGGCGGUGCUGGCGUGCCAAAGCGAGUACUUCGCCGCCAUGUUCCGGUUCAGGGAUCAAAUGAGGCGCGGUGCUGCCGACACCUCUAGCGGGAGAGACGAGCACGGGGGCCACUCCACCGCGAUGGCGGAGAUCGUUGUGCCAGACUCCUACGCCGGCUUCGUCCGGCUCCUGCUCUUCUUGUACACGGGAGUGUUGCCGGACGCUAACCCUGAGUCCGUUCUGGAGGACCUCGUCUGUGCGGACCGAUACCGGCUGUUGGGGAUGAAGAGCGUCUCCCAAAGCAUGGUUCGCCUUGCUGCCGGCAGCUGCUUGCAGGUGCUUCUCUCGCGGUUGCACGCCACGGCGGCGAACACCUCCGCGGUGUCCUCAGCGGCGGCAAGGCAAAAACGCCUCUACGCCCGCAGCCGGGAGCAAAGGGUCGAAGCGGAUGGCCACGGAAAGUCCAAUGGGUUGGUAGAAGACGGCGGCGAUCCUUCCUUCAGGGCGGACUCCCCCUUCCCGUGGGGCGCCGCGCUGGUGGCCGUGGCCUGCGGGACGAUCUACUACAAGGUCUCCAAUGUUGUGGCGGUGGGCAUGUUCGUGCCCGUCGUGAACGGCGUGUUUCUCGUCUGCCUCGCCGCGUUCGCCUUUCACAAGAUCAGAGACAAGGGGCUGUUUGAGGGUGGUCGCGAGAAGAGGAUCCACCGGAGGCGACAGCUGCAGCAGGGAAGGGGGCGGGUCGUGAGGAAACGUGGGGGCUGGAGGGAGAGGAGGCGGGAGGCGGCCGGGGGCAGUGGUCGUGGUGGGAGCACCUAUCUCUUCGGAUAG
Messenger RNA from Ectocarpus siliculosus, 6057 nucleotides. Lineage: Eukaryota; Phaeophyceae; Ectocarpales; Ectocarpaceae. The record is from the annotation of a GenBank genome assembly.